CAGAGUUCAUGAAGCAAAAUUUUUUUGGAUCAAAACAAAUUUGGAGUUUAACAAAGUAAACAUGUGAAAUUUACGGGUCUCUAAAUUCAGUUUGACAAUUACAAGCUAAAUUUCAAAUAUAAAUGAAUUGUUAAAGUCAAUAUUAAUAUUAAACGAGAAAUAAAAUCUUUGAGAUAGGCUAGAAUUCCACAUAUGAUUCAUAAACCGGUAAACCAUAGUCAAGUUUUGUUAGUAGCCUGUUAGCAUUAAAUUGACAUGAGAAACUAAAUUCUUUACUGUGGAUUUUCAAAUUUUUCUCGUGAAUUAACAAGUGAUAGUAUCUAUAGUAACAUAAUGUUUAUAUAUGAUACUGCAAAGAAAAGAAAAACGAUUAUUAAUUAUUGUGUCGUACUAAAAAAACUAAGUGUACAACGUAAAUGAUGCACUCAUAUCGUUGUGAUUCACUAUCUAAUAUUAAGCAAUUUAAUGGAUGAUUUAUUAUUUGGAAUAGUGAUUAUGGUAAAAAAUAACUGUGUUAUCAUAUGAUUGUUGGCUAUUCAAAUAGAACUCAAGUAAAUGAAAUUUGUCAUUGAGAUUAUACCUACAAAAUACGAUCAGGAAAUUCAGUACAGAUGGUCAGCUAAAUUCAUUCAGUCAUAAAAUCAACAUUGGUCAUUGCACUUUGUGUGUGUAAAAGGCAAAUUGACCACAAUCUUUGGGGAAGCCAUAGGACUCACGUGUGAUCGACAAGAUAAAAUAGUGCCGGAGGACUACAGUGAUAGAAGUGGCGAAAAGCCCAGAUUCAAGGGUGGCAUCAUGGAUUCUCACCAACAACAAUUUUGUCUCAAGUGGAAUAGUUUUGGCAGUAAUUUAGCUACUGCAUUUUCAAAUCUUUUCAAAAGUGAGAGUCUUACUGAUGUAACACUAUUCUGUGAAGGAAUAACGUUUAAAGCACAUAAAUUAAUAUUAGCAGCAUGUAGUAAACAUUUUCAAGAGCUUUUUGAGAGUAUGCCGCCUUCUCCUGCUGGACUUAUUGUCAUUUUGGACGGUACUAGUGCACAUAAUAUGGCUUCUCUUCUUGAAUUUAUGUAUCGAGGCGAAGUUCAUGUUUCUCAAGAAUCACUCAGCUCCUUUUUGAAGGCUGCUGAAUAUCUUCAAGUAAAAGGUUUGUCUAUUGAGCAUGAAAAGUUGGCAGUAGCACACACCCGUUCAGCAGAAAAUAAUAGCUCAUCAACAGAAUCGGGUAAUGGUAAUGCAGAAGUGCUGGAAUCAGAAACUACUAGUAGGGUGAUGAAGAAAGAAUCAACCUCAACAUCAUCACCAUCACCAAAUUACACAGCACCAAAUAUUUAUAAUUCAACUCACUACUAUGAAAGUCCUCAGAAGAGGACGAGGUUAAUAAGAUCACCCAGUGAAAUUGAUACCCUUGGAAGAGUAAGCGUGUUACGAGAUGGAGCAGCUUUUCGACCUGCAUCAGCACCACAUCCAUUAUUACUAGAAAAUCAUUUGUAUCAACCUUUCACACAUCCCUCAGAAAAUGUGACUCAUUCGUAUACUGCACCUCACACACCGACAGAAUUAGAGAGAGAAUUGGAGAGAGUUAGGUCAGAUGAGAAAGAUAAUGGUGAACAUAAGGAAACAGUAGCUGAAGAUUUACGAAUAAAACAAGAACCAUUAGUGAUGACUGAUCGGGAAAGAACUGAAAAAUUGGUAGAAAGAUUAUCUGGUGAAGUGUAUCCGGCAGGAAGAGUAUAUGAACCAAGUAGUUAUGAAUUAGUUGGUGAUCAUAAACAUAACUUAACACCAUUCAGCCAAGGAUCAGCUCCGUUAACUCAUCCUCCUACACCUGACCUAAGCCCAGCUCCAACAACUCCAGCCAGAUGGAAUUCAAAAAUUAAUAAAGCUGGGACAGUUACUACACCAGAUGGUAAAAAGUUAAAGUGUCCCUUUUGUGAUCGUCUUUAUGGCUACGAGACAAAUUUACGUGCUCAUGUACGUCAACGUCAUCAAGGUAUCAGAGUGUCAUGCCCAUUUUGUUCACGCACAUUUACUAGAAAUAAUACUGUACGACGACAUAUAGCACGGGAACACAAGAAUGAAAUAAGCAUUAAGGCCUUUCAAACAUCAGGUCAUCAAGUUGCAGAAUCAAUGCCACAAUAAAUGUUAAGUUUAUCAUUAUCUUUAUUCCAUGUACAGAGAGUAAUUUUUCAAGUUUAUUAUAAAUGUACCAUCAUGAAUCAAUUAUCUUCUUACAUAUAUAAUAACGCUCCUACUAUUGAAGAUAUGAUUCAUGAAUAGAUUACAUUUCAUAAAAAACAUUUCUGUCUAAUGAUCGAUAAUAGAUCAACAAUUUUAUGAAUACUACAGUUACCUGCACCUUACAAAAAAAAAUAUUUAAUAUUUUUUUUUAUCGUUUUUAUUAUGGUGGUUUUUUCAAAUUUUCGUUAAUUUUAAAGCAAUUACGUUUUUUUUUUUAUUUUAAACAAACUUUAUGAAGUUUGUAAAUCAUGAUAAGAAUAUUAGCAUUUUAAUAUAAUUUACUCAAAUUCAUUGAAUAUUAAUUAAUUGAUUGAUUAAUUAAUUAAAAAUCACUUUAAUAUAAUAAUACAAGGGAAAUUAGGUAGUCGAUUGUGUAUAUUAUAAAAAAAAAAAAAAAAUAAGAACUUAAUGUUCUAGAGAGUGCAAAUUUGUCGAUGAAAAAAAAAAAAAAAUAUGACAAUCUUUGAAUUUCACUUUCUUUAAAUCAGUACGUGAAUUUUACCGAUGCAGAAAAUUUCUCAAAACAAUGAGAAAUCAUUAUCGAAAAAAGGAAAAAAACAAAAAAUACACGCAGAAAGUGUCAUUUAUAUAGGUAUCGAAAACGAAAUACAAAAAGUAAUCCAGUGAUUUGGUAUAUACAGAAAGCUACUAAGAGAAUUUAAAUAUUACAAAUACAAAACUAGUCAAUGAAAGUGCAACGGUCAAAUUUAUUAAUGCAGUUAUUAUUAAUUACCAAUUAAUAAUACUGCUUAUACGAUAAUACUAUACUCGUACUAUUACUACUAAUACUACUACUUCUACUACUAUUAUCCCUACUUCUACUACUACUAUUAUUAUAAACAACUGCUA
Molecule: messenger RNA, 3087 nt
Organism: Chelonus insularis
Lineage: Eukaryota; Metazoa; Arthropoda; Insecta; Hymenoptera; Braconidae
Gene: chinmo
Product: Chronologically inappropriate morphogenesis
Exons: 7
Coding region: 796-2139 (447 amino acids)
Biological process (GO): regulation of transcription by RNA polymerase II
Cellular component (GO): nucleus
Molecular function (GO): protein binding
Source: RefSeq, a predicted model, not a curated record